AUGUCUGGACACAGCGAAUUGGAGGUUGUCAAUCAGCCUUUUGAAUACUAUGGCCCGCAGCAACAUGACAAUUUGAGUCAAAAGGAUGAGCAUGGCCGCCCAUAUUAUCAGGAAAAUACCAAGUUCAUAGGAAUGCCGGUAUUCCCUGCUGAACUGCCAUUCGAAAACUCUAUACCCAACCCCAUUGUAUCAUCGCACAGGACAUCAUCAAAUCUAUCAGACCGACAAUUCACCAAUAUCUCUGAGGCCCCUUCCUCUCCGACACUACACAGUGCACCUUUGAUCAAACAGCCUGUAUCGACAGAGAAGGAGACAGUGGAAAGUAUACAGGGUACCCAAAAAGAGAGGAGACCGUGGAAAUGGUACAUGUUAGGAGGCGUCGUCGCGCUGGUUGUAAUUAUAGCCGCUGUGGUUGGGGGAAUAGUUGCAUCUAAGAAGAACAAAACAUCGAAUGUGAAUGGAGUAUCGGGUGGAGCUCCUUCUUCAAAUAGCAAUAGCUUAUCACCAACGAGCUCCGCCUCGAACAAUUCACCAACCUCUACGUAUACAGCAUCUUCAGUGAGCUCUACUAUUGCUCCAUUCCAGAGAAACGUUGCCGCAAUCUCCUACGCAUCCAACAAUGUCAACAACUCUAGAGUGUAUUAUCAAGACAAUCAAGGCCAUAUACUAGAAUCACAUAGCAAUGCGUCGAGCGAGAUUUGGUCGACAAGUCAGAUUGUAACCGCUAAAAAUGGUUCAUCAUUUGCUGCGGCUGUGACGAUGCCAGCCAACAACUUCGAAAUCACUGUAUUAUACUCCGAUUCUGACAAUCUGCUUCAUGACAUUAUAUAUGAUGUCGCAUCAGAUUCAUGGAAUGAAGGAACCUUGUCCUCUGAGAACUACAUCAUCUCCGAGAAUUCAAACGUCGCGGUGAUGUACUGGCAGUGCCUUUUAUGCACCAACACAACCAUCAUCUCUUUUCAAGAUGUGAACAACAAGAUACAGGUUGGAAACUUAACCAACACGGGUUGGGUUUUGACCCAAAUAAAUGUUGAUGUUGUAGAUAAUACUGGUCUUGCGUUGCAACCAUUCUACCGUCUCAACCAAGCACAUCAGAUAAAUUUGUACUAUCAACAACCCAAUAGUAACAUGGCCAUCUCAGCCUGGGAAUAUACCACUCAAAAUUGGCUACUAAAUGCAGCAACAUACUACUCCCUAACAUUCGGCGUACCAAUUGCCGCAUCGGCAUCGUACAGUAGUGUCAUCUGGACGGGGAACGUAAAAACCGGCUUCGAAACCUGGGGAGAAACACUCACAUUAUCGCAUCUUGGCAUUAAAUCCAACACAUACAUGGGGGCUCAUAAUGAUUGGGAAGCAAUGGGUAUCCACCCUUCGGCAAUGUCAAAUUCCACACAAAAUCCCAAAGUAUUUAAAUCGAUCGCGGCCACGGCGACUGGGGCUGCUUUUGCCGUGGUGGCUAUCGAUGGAAAGCCAGAUGUGAUAGAAGCAUAUCAGGUUGAGGAUGAUACGAUUAAUUGGAGUUCGGCUGGAAUUGUCGAUAUUGGUAAGACAUGGGGAUAA
Messenger RNA from Sclerotinia sclerotiorum 1980 UF-70, 1560 nucleotides. RefSeq lists its product with no specific name. Lineage: Eukaryota; Fungi; Ascomycota; Leotiomycetes; Helotiales; Sclerotiniaceae. Bases 1 to 1560 code for a protein of 519 amino acids. The record is from RefSeq and is a predicted model, not a curated record. The transcript is spliced from 3 exons.